This is a messenger RNA of Amaranthus tricolor (Joseph's coat), 1681 nucleotides long. Its product is annotated as methyl-CpG-binding domain-containing protein 2-like. The record is from RefSeq and is a predicted model, not a curated record. Lineage: Eukaryota; Viridiplantae; Streptophyta; Magnoliopsida; Caryophyllales; Amaranthaceae. Gene Ontology annotation, molecular function: DNA binding; zinc ion binding. The transcript has 4 exons. Bases 419 to 1294 code for a protein of 291 amino acids.
AACGAUUCUCCGUCCAAGUUUUCAUAUAGACAUAUAGUCUUAUAAAAUUUUUCGAAUAGCCCAUCUAUCUUUCUCGUCAUCAUUAAACCAACCUUUCUUCUUCCUCCCUCCAGCUCUCCUAUUCUCUCUUCCUCCGCUUUCCCGCAGUUUUUCCCUUCCCCUUUUCUAGAUCUUCCCCUAAAAUUUAACUUCCAUUAAUUUCUUCAUCUAUCUCUCUCUGCUUCUUCUUACAGGCGGAGGAGUAAGCGUUUAAUUUUUUAAAGAAUUUUUAACAAUUAAAAUUUCCUCCCUUUUCUCUCUAGAUCCAGAUUUUUUUAUCUUCUGGGAAUUUUUAUUUUUUCCCCCUUUUUUCAGAUUAUUUACCAUUUUUCAAGGGAUUUCAAGUUGUGUUUUUUUAUUUUUUAAAUUUUAUAUUCUAAUGCAGAACCCAGUUUCAGAACAGAAAAAUAAAGAAAACCCAUGUUCAAAUCCUGUUGUUUUAUCCUCAGAUGAUGACGAACCAGAAGAAACACUAAAUGAUAACAAGCAAAUAGUUUUGUAUGAUCCAUCUGUAAAUGGGGUUCCUCAAUUCGACCCGAUUCAGAUUAAAGACCCAGGAUCUCAGAAAAUACUACCUUCUGUUGGUGCAUUUACAGUUCAGUGUGCUGUGUGUUUUAAAUGGAGGUUAAUACCCACAAAAGAGAAGUAUGAAGAAAUACGAGAACACAUUUUGGAACAACCAUUUUCGUGCGAUUUAGCUAAAGAGUGGAGACCAGAAAUAUCAUGUGAUGUAGAAGGUGAUAUUGAGCAAGAUAAUAGUAGAUUAUGGGCAAUUGAUACGCCUAAUAUUGCACAACCUCCUCCUGGUUGGGAAAGAGAACUCAGAAUUCGUGGUGAAGGAAGUUCUAAAUUUGCUGAUGUGUACUACAUUGCACCAUCUGGUAAAAGACUUCGAUCAAUGGUUGAGGUUCAAAAAUUCCUGUUUCAGCAUCCAGAAUAUAUGGUACAAGGUGUAACCUUAUCCCAAUUUUCAUUUCGAAUCCCAAAGCCUCUGCAAGAGAAUUACGUCCGAAAGCGUACUGCUCGUUUGCCAGGAGACUCUGCUUAUGGUAGACAAGGAUCCCUUCCCACCAUCGAAGCGAGUCCUUUGUCAUGGAUUGUCCCAGCUGAUGCGACAACCUUGCAACGUGAUCGACCUCAUGUCACUCCUCCGGCAAAAAAGAAAGCUCGAUCAUCAAACGAGCACGCACACAGCAGUAGUCCAUUCCAGCACAAUCCGCAAAACUUGAAGAUCCAUGGUGUGUAUGAGUUCUGAGUUUUCAUGUAGAUUUGUUUCGGUUAAACACCUAUGCGGCUACGCAAUCCUAGCGUAUUACAUUUUGUGCUCUACACAAUGUCUGAUCCUGGCAUUCAGAAGGUCAUUUUUUGUGAGCGUAGCGAAGGUUAAGUUGGCGACAAGUUGGUGUAUGAAUAUGAUUUACAAACUUAGCUUUAUGAAAGUUUCUUUUGUUCAUACUGUUUUCUGUAAGCAGGCAUUUGCCUUCUAAUGAAGAAUGACUACAUGUUACAAUCUCACCAUUUUAGUAUAAAACUCCGUGCAAUUUACAGAUUUCUUAGUAUGAAAAUAUGUAUAAAUAUAAUUUUCAAAGAUAUGUAAUAGUAAACACAUUAUAUAUUAAAUAUGAAAUAAUAAUUGCUAAAA